CAACCCCCGAUCGUGCGUUAAAUAAAUCAUUGUCGAAUGUAGCGAAGUCGCGUGCCGUUUAAAUUGAUGAACCAUCGUCAGAAAAGCCGGGUGUUGCCGGGUUUAAACGGUUCAUGCAUCAUCUCCACUAUCAAAUGAAAAAUGGAGGCGAAAGUUCAGAGGCUCUACGCUAAUAUUAAGGCACUAGCAAAUAAAGAGGAUCAUAAGCAAUUGCAGGAAUUGAUAGUCAACACCAAAGAAGACGAGCUAUGCGGUGUGGUGACCACAGCGAUCCAUCAUGUAGAUCCUCCAAAAUUGCUGAUGAAUUUGUUGGGAAGUUUCAACAGUACAACGGCUCAGACGAAGCGUUUGUGUGUAGUACAGGCAAUUUUGGUAGCUUUGAAAACGGCCAAAAUCACCAAUGCCGACGUUAAUACUAUUAUAUGUGGGAUUGUUAUGGACUUUUCUAAAUACUCAUCGCCUCACUUGAUUAAACUCGUUGAGUUCUGUCAGCAAAGCAUAAUAGAUAACGAUGAUGUCUUCAUGAGUUGGAAAGACAUUCUUCCUCAGCUUCUAGAGGUUCUUGAAGACAGGAAUGUAGUUAACAACAACGGGAACGAAAUAUCAGGCAAAGAUUACAAGGAACUAGUACUAAAAGCAUUGUAUUCAGGGCAAUGGGAUUCUGCAGUUCUACCUUCAUUGACAACUAUGUUUAGGGAAAUAUCCAUGUCCAAAGAAGAGCAUGGAAAAAUUGUACGCCUUUUAUGCAACCGGCUAUCAAAAAUGGAGCCCAAUGAGCUCCCGCCCCUCGUACAUCAGCUACUUGCAUUAUGUCGCCACCAAAAUGCGGGUAUUGUUAUAGUGGCUCUUUCCAAGUAUUUUAAGGAACAAUAUGAAAAAGUGGCAAAUGAGGAUUCACAGGAGUUUUCUGAGGACAUUGUGGCAUUGAGCUUGAAAGAUAUACAAGAAGUAGAAAGUACAAUUCUAUAUCAUAUAUCGCAAGCUGCCAAGGUGAAUCAGAACAGCCUGAAGGACUACUUGAAGGCACUACGUGCAGUUACAAAUCUUCCAGAGUAUGUGUUAGAUCCUUUUGUAAUGACGUUGUUACUGAGUGUAUCUGACAUAUUUGAAGAGGAGUCCCUAGAGCUACUGAAGCUGGGUGUCAAUAGAAUAAUACGGGACACUGAGAGACAAAAGCACAGUGCCUGGCUCAAAGAAGUUCUUGACAAAAACUGCAGCUUAUCAACUAGCUUGGCUACAGUGAUAGAGAACAGUAUUAAAGAUCGACAUAUGGUCGUAAAAGGACUUGUGGACCUAGCGUUUAUGCUCAUGGGAGUUGGAGUGAGGUGGAUGGAAGAGAGUUAUAUGUCAGCAGCUUGGGAUAUUGGAAAUCGAAUCAUUCAAAAACUUAUUAAAAAACGACAAGAGAUUGGCUCUACCGUUCUACAAGCACUGAAUGAUAAAAUAAUGUCUGGAGGAGCCAGCGUGACACAAUACACAAAUUGCCUCGCGCAAAUUUGCAAGAAAGUACCACUGGUAGUUUUCGAAUGUCAAGGCUGGAUUAUAUCUUUAGUGGAACAAUUGUCUGUCAUAAAUGGAAACGCAGCUAGUCAAGUUAUAUUUGCCAUUCUUCCAAUCGUUCACUUCCGGACUGAAAUCAGAGACACGCUUAGCAUUGUAUUGCGAAAAGCGCUGUACUCUAGGAAAACUGAGACUCGUGAAAUGGCAGUGAUUGGAUAUCUUCAGUUACUAAAAAACUUCAAGAUAAAUUCUCUUGGGGCGCUCAGUCAAUCUGCCAACUAUGCUACUUCCAGCUCAUCCAGUUACACGCAGGCGAGUCUUGAGAAUCAUGGGAGAAGAGCAGAGACAAAUCCUGAGCUUAACGCCGUCUUAUGUUACGAAGUUUUGGGAAUUCUAAAGAGAUGUUUCACUCAACAAGCCGAAGUGAAACUUUGCUUAUAUGAUGGCCUGGCUAAUGUAAUUCAAAUGAAUCCUGAACUAUCAACUUAUCUAAUCGAUAUGCUACUCGAACAUUUCAAAUGCUACUAUGAACCAGAUCAGAAUAUUCUACCACCAUUGAAGCUGGAAAAAUGCACCACAAUUCGAGGUGCUGAGUCCGUGCUGCAGGAGCCAAUAGGUAACUUGAUUUUGACCAUGCAAAAGAUAUAUGUUAAAUCAGCGUCCGAGGAUUCUUCUGAUGUCGAAAAUCUCGGAUUCAUACUUGAGUCAUUAUGUAACAGAAUGGCCAAAUCGGAAUUGCAUCAUUUUCAGCUGGAGGAUUGUUCAGAUUUGUUAGACAACGUUCCAGAAUCUCAGGAAAAAUUGCAUAACUUGAAGCAAAUGAUUACGGUAUACGAGGCUCUGAUAGCGUACAGAAUUGUGACCUGGACCAAAGAGUCUGUCAACCCAGCUCACAAGGUCUAUUUACUAUUCGAGGGUUACAAUCGAUUGAUUGCACGCACCAAGCCAAUGGGUAAAGCAAAAAAAGGUGAAGGAAAAAAGAAAAAAGAUAAAGAUGUCACCGAUGCUACAUUUAAAAAGCCUGGUCGGGCUCACACGCUCAAACUGUCGCCCACAAUUUUGGACUUGGACACGAUAUCCAAAGUUGUUUCUCUAUUAUACUCUGAAGCUGUACCCUGGUCGUCUAGAGAAGAAGCGGCAGAAUUACGAGAAAAAGAACUAUUUCACUGCUAUAUUCUCCAAACGUGUAUUCAACUCAUUCAACGUACCAAGCAGUUGAAGAACAAUGAUGUCCAAAAACACCUGAAUCAAGAUAUAAUCAAAUGCUUUGAAAUAGGCCAAAUCCUAUAUACGAGAGUUUUGUCAAAGUUUGACGAGAUCCGUAGUUUUGACCGACAAACCGCGGUUCUUGGUGUAGAGUGUUUCAAAGAAUUGUGCGAUCUGGCCUGCAGUACUUUCCCUGGAGAAUUAGUUCACUUUUUAACUAAAGCAGGGAACGUAAAUCCGAAUAUGGCAUUUGAGGGACAACUGAUGAAUAUGAUAUCUUUGCUGAAAGAUCUUCUGAUAUCAACUCUUGACGAAGACGAGAAUGACGAAGUUAUCUCGAAAAAAAUCUCCUUGACAUUGAUGUCGACGCUGUCUCCACUUAUUCUCAAAUUGCCGUCCACCAGUGACAACAUCCAAGAGAUACUCAAGUGGCUACAUGAAUUGGCGACAAAUCAGGAGAUGGAAGGUAGCUUGGCCGUUGCAAUAAUUCAGUUAAUCCUAAAAGUUGAGGAAUAUACAUUGGACUACGGAGAGAGCAUUGACAAGAUUGUUAGUCAACUGUGCCAGACGUUGGGCAUGGUGAUGGAGGAGGAAGUGCCUAUUGAAAAUCCGUAUAAAGUUAUUAACGAACUCUCUGGGCUACAAAUACAUUCAGUUAUUUGUACCACACUGAAACACAAACUAGACGAUGCCUCCUGGUUUCUGGGUAGACUAAAAGCAGAACAUAUGCUAUCUACGAUGCCAGGAAUGGAUCUACAAGAACGUAGAGAAGUUCUGAAAGAAAAGGAACGUCAGCUGGGUUACCAGUUAUAUCUAAUAGCAAAAACUUUGGAAACAUUGACUAAUGUCGCAGUACAUCCCGGUCCAAACGCUGAAGCCGUCUUCAAGAACCUCCAAAAUUUGUAUAGCACACUGAGCAUGUUCACCAAAUAUUUCUACAACAAGUCAACUGCUCAAAACCCAGUCUUUCAAGCUGUCAGAUUUAUUCCUGUGGUAAAAUUGGCUGGCAAGUCGCUCGCCAAAACUUUGUAUAACUUUAUAACGCACAUUGAAGAGAACCAGAAAACGAAGUCCAAAACAAAGAUCGUAGACGCCUAUGCACAAAGGAGCAAAGUAUUGAAGGAAACUAAGAUCAUCCCAAAGGUCAUUUACGAAAUCGAACAGUUUGGAAAACAUAUUUUAUUACUGGGUAAAAAAACUAAGAUUCCUCUGGAGGAAUACGUCCAAUACAGUAUCACUCGAGAUUUCAGAAUAAAAAAUCCAGCCCUCAUGAAAGGUUUAGAAGCAUUAGAUGUCAGUAUGCUGGAUACUCAAAGUUCACACCUUGACCUACCAAACACGGGGGAUUUGCCGAACAACACAGAGGUAGAUCUUGACACUUCUCCUCCACCAUCAAAGAAGAAAAAAAAGGCGUCUCAGUCACAAAAGUAAAAAAGUAACUAUAAGAAGUGUAGAAUUUGUAAACUAUAUUUUUGAUAUGUUAAGAAAGAGAAAAGAUGUCAGUUUGUUGAUUAUGAUUAUAAAUUCUAAGACUAACAUUUUUAUACAAUAAAAGUAGGAAAUGAAACUCUGUUUCAUUAUACAAAUAAUCGAAUUGUCAUCUGAUAUUCUU
Messenger RNA from Athalia rosae (coleseed sawfly), 4318 nucleotides. It is a transcript of the gene FANCI, whose product is annotated as Fanconi anemia group I protein. The record is from RefSeq and is a predicted model, not a curated record. The coding region runs from base 142 to 4137 and encodes 1331 amino acids. The transcript has 19 exons. NCBI's taxonomy places the organism in Eukaryota, Metazoa, Arthropoda, Insecta, Hymenoptera, Athaliidae. Gene Ontology annotation, molecular function: DNA polymerase binding. Gene Ontology annotation, biological process: DNA repair.